GAGAGAGAAAAAUCAUAUAGUGAGUGAGUGAGUGAUUGAGAGAGCUAAUUAUAUCAGUAGUUAGAGAAAUUUUGGAUUUUUGCUGCUCAAUUCAUUACACAGAUUUCGUGAAUUCACGAUGUUAAGGGAAGCUAAGUUAUCACGUAGAGACUCCGGCAAAAAGCACGAGGAGAUCGAGAACGUCCCUGAGAAUCUCCAAGCUUCGUUCUUGUCUCAAACCAGCAACGACUCCUCUUCUUCUUCCUCCUCAUCCAUCUCUCUACCACGAGCUCCGUUAAACGCAAUCCACGAUUCGUUAAACAACCCUAAGGAUCCCCGGAAGAUCGAACGAACUCCGUCUAAGACCAAACCCAAGAACUCAGAUCCAGCAUUGCCUUUAAAAACGCCUGACAACAACAAGCACCGGUUCGGUUGGGGGGAGAAGCGUGGUUGUUCUGUGACGAACACGACUCCUAAGACUGGUAGAGUUGUCGGGAGAGGUGGUUCGGAGAGCGGUUCGGCUCAGAAUACGCCUACUAAGAGCGUGUCUAAGCCUCCUCCGGGGUCUUGUUACAGAGGGAAGCUUGAUGGGGGCAGAGCAGGUGGGUAUGCGUCGUUGUACAAAGGGUUGUCUAGCUCUGAUCAUAGGCAAGUUGUUUCAGGUGUUGUUAAUACCGUUGAAGUUCCUCACUUUGACCUUAAGGAGGAUCCAUCUUUCUGGAUGGAUCACAAUGUCCAGAUUCUUAUACGUGUUCGACCGCUUAAUAGCAUGGAGAAGAGUAUAAAUGGGUACAGUAGGUGCCUAAAGCAGGAAAGCUCGCAAUGUGUAGCGUGGACUGGACAACCAGAGACACGGUUUUUAUUUGAUCAUGUGGCUUGUGAGACAAUUGACCAGGAAACCCUUUUUCGGGUUGCUGGUCUGCCCAUGGUUGAAAAUUGCUUGUCUGGCUACAACAGCUGUAUAUUUGCUUAUGGUCAGACAGGAAGUGGAAAAACAUACACAAUGCUCGGGGAAGUUGGUGAUUUAGAAGUUAAACCAAGUCCCAACAGAGGAAUGAUGCCACGGAUAUUUGAAUUUUUGUUUGCAAGAAUACAAGCUGAGGAAGAGAGCAGAAGAGACGAGAGACUUAAGUACAAUUGCAAAUGCUCUUUUCUUGAGAUUUACAAUGAACAGAUCACAGACCUUCUUGAACCGUCUUCAACAAAUUUGCAGCUUCGAGAGGACAUUAAGAGCGGUGUCUAUGUGGAAAAUCUCACUGAGUUUGAAGUAGAGAGUGUUCAAGACAUCUUAGGGCUUAUCACACAGGGUUCUUUGAAUCGAAAAGUUGGAGCCACAAAUAUGAACAGAGAGAGCAGCCGAUCACAUAGUGUAUUUACAUGCGUGAUCGAGAGCAGAUGGGAAAAAGACUCAACAACUAAUAUGCGUUUUGCAAGACUGAACCUGGUUGAUCUUGCUGGAUCAGAGAGGCAAAAAACUUCUGGCGCUGAGGGUGACCGCCUAAAAGAAGCUGCUAAUAUUAAUAAAUCAUUAUCCACAUUAGGACAUGUCAUUAUGGUUCUUGUGGAUGUUGCAAAUGGUAAACCAAGGCAUAUUCCAUAUCGUGAUUCAAGGCUGACAUUUCUUCUUCAGGACUCACUGGGUGGCAAUUCAAAAACAAUGAUCAUUGCUAAUGCUAGUCCUUCCGUUAGUUGUGCAGCAGAAACGCUAAACACACUUAAAUUUGCUCAGAGAGCCAAGCUAAUCCAGAAUAAUGCUGUGGUCAACGAAGAUGCCAAUGGAGAUGUCCUGGAAUUACGUCGUCAAAUCCGACUUCUGAAGGAAGAGCUUUCCCUCCUCAAGCGCCAGAACAUCUCAAGGGCAUUGUCAUUUGGAUCAGCAACAGCCAACAUUGCAGAAUUCCAAGUCGAUUCUCCAUCGAAUGAAUUGCAGGAGAUAGGCCGUCAACAUGCUAGUAAUUCACUUGUGUAUGAAUCUGGAGGCUGUGUACGGAUGUCUAGAAAGCAGUUGAAAUCGUUGGAGAUAACACUUGCUGGUUCAUUGAGAAGAGAACAUGUGGCUGAUGCUUCAAUUAAGAAGCUUGAAGCUGAGAUUGAGCACCUAAACCGUUUGGUUCGGCAAAGAGAGGAAGAUACUAGGAGCACAAAAAUGAUGCUCAGGUUUCGAGAAGACAAGAUACAGAGGCUGGAAUCACUUCUUGGCAACCAGAUAUCUGCAGACUCUUUUUUGUUGGAAGAGAAUAACGUGCUGUCAGAAGAGAAUCAGUUGCUUCAAGCUAAAAUUGAUAAAAAUCCUGAAUUGACUCGCUUUGCCCUGGAAAACAUAAGGCUUCUGGACCAACUUAGAAGAUUUCAAGAGUUCUACGAGGAAGGUGAGAGAGAAAUUCUACAAGGCGAAGUCUCUAAUCUACGAAGCCAGCUCGUCCAGUUUCUUAAUGAAAACUCUGACCGGCAAAAACAUCAUGAUGAUGUAACAGAGCCACAGGAUGCAUUACGUAUUAGCAAAGAAAAUUAUUCACUACAGGAGGAGUUAAAAAAGACCUCUAACGAGCUUGAAAAAUGCCGAACUAACCUUGGUUCUUGCCUGGAAGAGAAUGCAAAGCUUAGUAGGGAAAUCCAUGAUCUUCAGGCUAUGGUCAGCGAUAUCAGAGCUUCCACACCUGAUGAACAUAGUGCGAACAAACAAAAGGCCCUGCUGGAAACUCAAAAUUUUGAUCGGACCGAAACACUUGCUGGUCAGCAGGCCAACCACGUGGAAGAAAUCAUCAAACUGCAGCUUGAUUUGGAUGUACUGAAAAUUAUACUCGAUGAGGAAAGAACACUACGUGGUGAUACAGAGGCACAGGCAGUUCGCUUGAAACUUAAUAUUGGAGAGUUGAAGGACCAACUACUUAUGAUGAGCAAGCAGCAAGAAAAUGUAAACAGUGAACUGCUGGAGACACAGUCUGUGGUUGAAGCUCUCGAGUCGCAAAACAGUACAUUGAUUCAAGAAGCUGUAGAGUUGAGGAGAAUAAAGGAGAACUAUACUGAACUUUUACAAAAGCAAGAGCUUGACAUCCCAGCAAUGAAGUCCAAACAGUGCAAUGAGUUCAAAGAUAAUCCUGAAGAGGACAAUGCUAUUAAUGCCAAGUUCAAGAAAAUGCAAGCGUCUCUUGAAAAAGCUAAGAGGUUGAACAUGCUGUUCAAGAAUGAUAUUGCUUCUAAGGCAUGUGGAGAUGAAGAAACGGACGAAGUUCAAAGGCAAGCCGAAGCUGAAACUGCUGAGGUGAUUGUCUAUUUGCAGAACGAGCUGGAAGUUCUUCAGAAGGAGGUUUAUGAUUUCCAAUCAAAAGAAAACGUUACUGAAGAGAAGGUAAAGCUUUUGGAAACUCGGAUGGAGGAGCUGCAGGAUAACUUGCGAGAUAUGACCAUGGAUAAUGAACAGUUGCAAGAAAAUCUCAGAAGCAAAGAAAUGGAACUACAGAUCAUUUCAAACGAAAUGGAACUUCUCACAUCUGAGCUUGAAGAAAUUUUGCUGAGCGGGAAUGAAGGCCUUACAGAUGCAUGUUACCAAGCUGAUCUAAUUUCGGGUUCCUUUCCAGAUAAAAGGAUAUGGAUAUCUGAACAGGUUGGAGGGCUAAUAAGAACAAUUUCUGAGAGAGAAUUAAUGAUCGAAGAUCUUGAAAGCUGUUUAGAGGAUGCCAAUCAAAAGCAAUGUGAUAUAGAAUCCAUGUUGAAGUCUCUUAGAGGGGCAGCAUUAGUGAUGAAUGAAGCUCACCAGAGAGAGUACGAGGAAAAGGAGUCGCAUGUUCUCCUCUUGAAGACGCAGUUGUGCACAAAAACAGAGGCCAUAUCAAGGCUUCUAGAGAAGCUGAAGAUGGCUGAAAGUUGGAUUAAUGAUGCAUCACAUUGUGCAACAGCUUCUCUAGUAAUCGUCAACCGGUAUUCCGAGGUAAUCGAAUCCCAAACUUUUGAGUUGAAGCAAAAGAAUCUCCAGCUUGAGGAUUCUGCUGGAACAAUUCUUUCUCUGAAGCAACAAGUACAAGAUUUGGAAGCAACCUGUGGAGAACUUAGAAGCAAACUUCUGGACGAAGAAAAGAAUGCUUCUGCUAUGGAACGAAAGCUUGACGAAAUUGAGGAGACUAGCAUUUCCGCCAUGAAAGAGAAGCUUUCUGAGCUUAAGGGUGCCGUAUCUGGACUGAGGUCAUGCAUAAACAUGUGUCAAGAACAUGGAAAAGACACUGAGGCAGAAAAAUCACUAGGGUCCCCAGCCUACUGUAGUGAAGGACAGGAAGUUGGAAGGAAUGUAGUUGUCUCGUCAUGCAUUGAGAAGACUCCAAACAAAAAUCAUACGGAGUCCAUGAGAGUUAGCAACCAGGUGUCUAGUGAGAGAGGUAAGGUGAUUAUACUGCUAAAGCAAGAAAUGGAAUCUGCUCUUGUAAGUUUGAAGGAGGUGCAAUUUGAGAUGGCCAGACUCCAGGAUGAGAAGGAAGAGCUAAAGGCGUCUGAGAAAAGAAGCUUAAGCAACUUGAACGAUCUGGCUGCACAGUUUUGCAACCUUGAGGCUGUGAUGAAUAGCAUGAAAGAACAAUAUGAGCACAAAAUAGAAGUCACAGAUCAUAAACUUAAGACUUUGGAGCAUGGAUUUUCUAAGAUAAAGCUAGAGGCUGGCCAGGGACAUGUAGAAAACUUAUGUGUUCUUCAGAAAUUUGAGGAGGCUCAAUGGACUAUUAAAGAAGCAGAUAUUGCCAUCAACGAGCUCAUAAUAGCGAAUGAAAUGAUGAAACUUGACCUGGAGAAACAGAAGAAAAGGGAAAUCAGCUUGGCUGGAGAGAGAAACACCUUAGUUGACAAACUGCAGGAGCUGGAAUCCAUAAAUGUCAAAGACAAUGAAAAGGUUGAGUACCUUGAGAAGCUAUUCGAGUCAAGUUUGAUUGGUGUAGGAGAUCUUGUCGAAGAGCUGGAAACUGUUGUCAGAAAACUACAAAACGAAUCAUCUGAGGCCUUGACUGGUAUGGCCAAUGAUUUAUCUGAGUUAAAGUCUUCGGUUUCAGAAACAGAGUCAGCUAGGUUGUUCCUCGAGGAUAUCUGGUCAGAAAUAAUCAUGAAGGAUUGUGCUCUCUCAGUUCUACAUCUAUGCCAUAUGGGGGUUUUGUUGGAAACAGUUACGGGGGUGAAUGCCGAAAAUGGUCUGCUUCAACGUGGUCUGUGUGAAUCAAACUCUUCCAUAGCCGGAUUAAGAGAUAACAAUCUCAGGUUAAGAAGGGAGCUUGAAAUGUUUACAACGGUCAAGGGUAAACUAUUGGCUGAUAUAAAGAAUGGUUUUGAGAGAGUUUCAAGAAAUGAAGAAGCAACUAAUCUGCUCACUACAAAAUUAAUAAAUUUUGAGCAGAAAAUUUCAGGUUUACAGUACCAGGAGGAGUUGAUGUUGCAAAGAUCUGACAGCAUGGGGUCUCAGCUUGAUAUUUUGAUGAAAGAAAUAGAUUUGAGCAAUGGAAACCUUGCAGAAACUCUGAAUGAGCAAAGGGAUUUCUUUGACACUGAAGUUCAGCAUUAUUUGAUGGAUCUCUGCUCAAAGGAUGUUGAGUCACUUGUUCUGGCGCAAAAAGUAAAAGAAUGUUCUUCUUGUCUCGCAGUUUUGGAUAGAGAGCUUCUUGAUCAUCAGGCCAUCUUUGAAGAUCUUAAAGAGAAAUUGUUUGUGUCCCAGGUGGAGAGUGAGCUCAAAGACCUCUGUCUGGUUGAUAACAAAUUGGAGAUCGUUUCAAUGAAACAAAGGCUGACUGAAGCGCAAAGAAAAAUCAAGGUUCUCUCUUCAGAUCUUAGUCACAGUGUGCAAAAAACUGUCGAAAUGGAUGAAGUAAACAAGGGUUUUGGAGAAAGAGUCUUCUUCUUGGAGUCUCGCGUUUCUGACCUACAGCAAGAUUUAGAGAUAAAAGCUUCUGAACUUGACCGUCUUCAACAUUCCCAGUCCAUCACUGCAGGAGAGUUGGGUAUCAAAGAAAGGGAUAUACAAGUUUAUGCUGAUACUGUCAGUGAGCUGAAGAAUGAAAACAGCUACCUUAAGCGCAAGUUUAUACAUUUUGGUGAAGAUCAGUUAAAAGCAUUAGAUGUCACGAGCUCAAACAUUGCCAAAUGUUCUGAAGAUGGCAUAACACUGGAGAAAGUAACCAGGGAUGGUCUGGUAAUCUCUGAGCAAAUGUUCGAACUGCUAUGUGAAAACUCCAAUAAGGCUUUGGAAUUCGCAGACACUGUUCAAGCUUUGGAGAUUGAUGUAGAAGACUUGCUGUCUGAAAAUCUGAAUCUCCAGGAUGAGCUUUUACGAAAGGAUGAUGUUCUGAAGGGGUUGUCUUUUGACCUCUGCCUACUACAAGAAUCUGCUUCCAAGUCCAGGGAUAAGAAAGAUGAAACAAAGGAAAUCAUGGUUCAUGUUGAAGCUUUGGAAAAGAAACUAGCUUCGAAAACCUCUGAACUAGAAGAUGCUGUUUCUGUCGCCCAAAUGCUUGAAGUUCAGCUGCAAGAGAGCAAAGAUAUUAUAUGCAACCUUGAGACGGAUACUGAAAAGGCAAUUAAGUGCCAAAAACAGCUCUCAGCAGAAAAUAAAGAAAUUAUAGCAGCGGCUGAAGAUCUCUUAGCAGAGAAAAGCUCUUUAGAGGAGGAGUUGGUCCAGAUAAAGAAGGUAUCAGAGAGCAUGGAGAUGGAGCUCUUUAAUCUAAGAAAUGCUCUCGGACAACUGAAUGAUAAAGUUGAGUUUACCCAGAGCAAAUUAGAUGAGACCAGCGAUGAAAGGGAUAAUCUCCAAGAUGAAGUUUUAUAUCUGACAGAAGAACUUGGGAAAAUGAAAGCUGAGGCUAAAGAACUAGAAGUUAGGUACAUAGAAGCUCAAGAGAUUGCUGAGUCAAGAAAAAUGUAUGGCGAUCAGAGAGAAGAAGAAGUGAAGCUACUAGAGGGAUCAGUUGAGCAGCUUGAGUAUACUAUCAAUGUACUUGAAAAUAAGGUUAACGUUGUAAAAGUUGAAGCUGAAAGACAGCGUCUGCAAAGGGAGGAGCUGGAGACGGAGCUUCACACCAUACGCCAGCAGAUGGAAAGUGUUAGAAAUGCUGACGAGGAAAUGAAGAGAGUUUUAGAUGAAAAGCAUAUGGAUCUUGAGGAAGCUCAGAGGCAUAUAGAAGUGCUUGUGCGAAAUACGGCUAAUCAAAAGACCGAGAUUACUCAGCUCAGCGCGCAUAUCUCGGAAUUAAAUAUGCAUGCAGAGGCUCAGGCUAGAGAAUACAUGCAUAAGGUUAAGGAACUGGAGGCAAUGGCUGAGCAAGUAAAACCAGAAGUUCAUGUUUCUCAAGCUGUGGAAUCUUCAUUGAAUAAAGGUUCAGGGAAGCCUCGGGGUUCUGGCUCUCCUUUCAGAUGCAUAGGGUUGGGACUUGCACAACAAAUGAGAUCUGAGAAGGAUGAGGAGCUUGCUUCUGCAAGGCAACGAAUUGAAGAGCUUGAAACUAUAGUUGCAACCAAGCAGAAAGAGAUAUUUUUAUUGAACUCAAAACUCGCCAAGGUGGAUAGCAUGACUCAUGAUAUUACUCGAGUUAUGCUCGGACUCAAACAGAACUGUGCAUCGUUAUUGGAUAGUCAGCAAGUAUCAAAGAUAGCAGAGAUGCUUCAACGUUAUAGUUCAGAUUCACAAGAAACGGAUGUUGAAGUCUCUCAGCUCAAGAGGCAACUCAGUGAAUAUAAUGAGGAAAAGCAAGGAUGGCUAGAGGAGAUUGAAGGAAAGCAGACAGAUUUAGUUACUGCACAGAUAGAACUGGAGGAACAUAGGCAGCAUGAGCAACUGCUCAAGAAAGAAAACGAACUCCUGAAGAAGGAGAAUGUUAGUCAUAAAAGAAAACUAAUGGAACUUGAAGGAGAAGUGGAGAAGCUUUCGUCCCAACAAAAUCCCGAGUGGAGAACUCGUGAUCAUGCUAGAAUCAAGGAAGAAAACAAUGUGUUAAAACUUCAGCUUGAUGAGCUCAAUCUGAAGCUACGACGAGCAGAUGUGCAUAUUUCUCGUGCUAAAGAAGAGCUUGCUUGGUACCGAUCAUCUUCAGGAAAGAACCAACAUUCAAACUUUGAAAAAAUGCAUCAUUUAAGUACAAAACUGAAGGAAAGCGAAGAGGAUAGAAUGCAGCUGGGUAAGCAGCUAUUAUGUCUCUCCACCAGUAUCUUAAAGGCAGCAGGUGUAACAGGAGAAGAUAUAACAGACAUAAACCCUGAAGUUGCUGAAGAGGCACUUGAACAGCUUAAGACAAGAGUUGGUUUACUUGAAAGUGAACUGGAUCACUUUAGAUUAAAGGGAAAAACAAAGAGCAGAAGAAGUAGAAAUCCUGAGAGGACGAUGUCUUCCAUGCCUUCGCCUAGAAGAAGAUCAUGGAGUCAGAGUCCAAGAAAGAUGUCUCUGGUUCCUUUUUUCACUUCUUUAGACAGGUGAAAAGAAUGAUAUAAUUUGUAUGAGUAAAAAAAAUAGUCUUUGUAAGAUUCAUGAAUGUUAAAUUGUAAUUUGUAAAGCAUAUUGAAGGGAAUAGACGGGAUUUCUCUCAUCCCAAACACAAUGCAUUAACUAUCAGUGUUCUAUAUAAAUUAGUUUAGCUGCAUUUAAACAUCUGUCUAGG
Messenger RNA from Eruca vesicaria subsp. sativa (arugula), 8591 nucleotides. NCBI's taxonomy places the organism in Eukaryota, Viridiplantae, Streptophyta, Magnoliopsida, Brassicales, Brassicaceae. The record is from the annotation of a GenBank genome assembly.